CAAAGCGUCUGCGUGAACGUUCAGUGGUUUCAGUCUGUGAUGAUGAGGAUGAACGUCUACAUGUGUCUGUCAGCCUUCAUCCUGAGCUGCAGAGUCUGUGCAGAGAUGGUUCAUAUGGCUGUAAUGGAGAUGAACUCAGUGUCUUUACCUUGUUCUGACAUCGUGGACAACAGAAUGACCUGGAAAAAACGGGCUCCUGGGCGGCACGACCCUGAAUCCAAUUUUCUAUUUUCACUUAUUGGUGACGAAGAACGAAGAGAAAAUGACCCAGAGGAACGAUUUAGUUCAGUGGGAUAUAAUUCACUGCACAUUAACAGAGUUUAUUUAUCAGACAGUGGAGAAUACCUGUGUAACAGCCAUUGGUCAGUGGAGCUGACGGUGAUCCCAACAGGAACCUUCAUCCAACAUGCUAGAGAAGGGACCAGUGUCACUCUGACAUGUCCUCAUGUUACUGGUUCAGAUGAUCUAAUAUGGAGAAGAGAGUCUGAUGGAUGGAGACCACAUCCUGGUCUGACUCUGACUCUGACAGACCUUAGACUGUCUGAUUCUGGACUGUACAGCUGUGAUGGAAAACCUGCUGUGUAUCUGAAUGUGACCACAGGUGAUGAUGAAGCACCGCCCACAACAACAGACACAAAAACGACAAGUACGUCUGCAACAACAACAGCAACAACACAGAAGAAAACUACAUCCAAGACAAACAACAGCAAAAAGGGCACGAAACCAGAGAAAAAAGAUAAAGGAGACAAAAAGACUAAACCUACGAAAAAACCUAAAGUACAACCAACAACAACAACUGCUUCAAUGAUGCUGACCAAAGGAGCUGCAUCUGAACUACAGCUUUUGAGUUUGAUCAUUGGGAUACCUGUCCUCUGCCUCGUCCUCCUCCUCCUCCUCCUCCUCUUCAUCGUCUGCCUUAUUUCUAGACACAGGUUGAAAAGACGAGUGGUUACAGAAUCCCACCCUGUUUAUGAGGAAAUCCAGGGUCAGGUGGAGUUUCAGGCCAUCAGCGGUGUUGGUUCCUCUGAAAUGACAGCAGCGUACAAGAGGAAACCCAGUCCAGAUGUUCAAAUCCUUGACCACACAUAUUCCAUGAUUACGUUUCCAUCAAACAGCAGCGGUCAAAUUCCACAUGUGGAGUCUCCGUAUUCUCUGAUCGGUGACCCUGUUCUCUGUGGAAAUAACAACGGUUUGUCACAGCUGACAGAUACAUAUGAAAGAAUCCUAGAGUAACAACAAAAAAUGAAUUUUAAUAUAAUAAUGAUUUUUACAGUUAUGUCAAAAAAAGGAAAAAAAACAUCUGUUUUGUGUUUUCUGUGGUAUUUGUUGCUUUUAUUUGCAGUAGAUUUUCUGUGUAGAGUAAAUAUCAGCUCUAAGGCUCAGGGUUUAUUCAGUAUUUUAAUAAUAAUCAUAAAGCACUUUGUAUUUUUAUUUAUAACACAAAAUGCUUUGGGCUAAUUCUUAGAAAUACAUUCAGGAUUUCUCUGCUUUUCUUCAAUAAUAAACAUGUACAUAACAUCA
Molecule: messenger RNA, 1521 nt
Organism: Sphaeramia orbicularis (orbiculate cardinalfish)
Lineage: Eukaryota; Metazoa; Chordata; Actinopteri; Kurtiformes; Apogonidae
Exons: 11
Coding region: 40-1233 (397 amino acids)
Biological process (GO): interleukin-15-mediated signaling pathway; T cell activation; positive regulation of ERK1 and ERK2 cascade
Cellular component (GO): external side of plasma membrane; membrane raft
Molecular function (GO): protein tyrosine kinase binding; MHC class II protein binding
Source: RefSeq, a predicted model, not a curated record